CCGUUUCUAUAAUGAACAUUAAUCGGUAACAGUAAAUCGAAUGGCAAUGCUUUACAAUGGCGUCAGAAUCCAAUAUGGCGGAAGGGAUGCGAGUGAUGGAGUCCACCGUUCCUGCAAAACGGCUUCGUCUGGAUUAUCAAAGUGAAAUGUUGGCCAGUGAACCCAAAAACAAUUUCAGAUGUUUUAUGCGAAAUUCAGAUAUGCUGGCAAAUGGUGGGCGAGUGAGCAGCACCAGCAGCACAAGCAGCAGCAGCAGUGUAGCCAUGGAUGGAGGAUCUCUAACUUGUGACUCUGGCUUCAAUGAGCUCACACCUCCACGAUUUUCUGAAGAGGAGCCAUUGCAGCAACCUUCAUCUGAGCCUUCCAGCUCUCAGCUUCCACAUGGGAUUAAACGUCGUCACUCCAGCAGCAUUGAUGAAGAAGAAGAAGAAGAUGAAUGUGGGCCUCCAGUACGCCGAGCUCACCACACCUCACACCCUGCAGCUCCUGCUCUUGCUUCUUCUUGCCAGCCCUCAACCUCUGAAGGCUCCACUCCGCACCACCACAUCCACUAUUCUUCUCAACACAACGCUGCUGAUGAAGUCAAUGAUGAUAACUCGGUCUCCAGCGAUGACUCACGCACGAGUAGAUUAUCUAAUAGUGAAGAUGCUGGUGGUGAUGGCAGUGAUGGUGAAGAUAGCACUCCUGAGCCAUCACUGUGGGUGCAACAGCAGAUGCAACGCGGACAUAAUCCCAGAGCUGUUCUUUCAAAGGUAUUGGGAGCUGAUCCCAGCGACAUCCCAGACCAUGUGAGUGAUGAGAUGAUAUGGCGGCUGCUCCUAAACGUGCUCACUGAAGGACCAAGGAGAGAGCGUCUGAGGUACCUCAAUACUCUCGAUGAUGCCGUGCGACUCAUCAAAACCUCGCGCAGGAUUAUUGUCCUCACUGGGGCUGGGGUGUCAGUGUCAUGCGGUAUCCCAGAUUUCCGCAGUCGUGACGGCGUAUAUGCCCGUCUUGCUGUGGACUUCCCUAACUUGCCAGACCCACAAGCAAUGUUUGAUAUCCAUUUCUUCCGGCGCGACCCCAGACCUUUCUUUAAGUUUGCUCGCGAGAUAUAUCCUGGCCAGUUCACUCCUUCACUCUGCCACAGAUUUAUUCGAUGCCUGGAAUCACAUGAUAAGCUACUACGGAACUACACCCAAAACAUUGACACAUUAGAACAAGUUGCUGGCAUCACAAGAGUUAUUCAAUGCCAUGGAUCUUUUGCCACAGCCACAUGCCAAAGAUGCAUGCACAAAGUUUCGGCAGAUGUCAUCAAAGCAGAGAUAUUUGACCGGCAUAUCCCCAUGUGUCCUCACUGCACUCCUCCAUCCACCCCACCACCCUACCUCCUGAACCCCACUGGGGCGUCUAACACCGACACUACAGUUUCCUCUAAUUUCCUCCCACGCAAUCCCUGUAAGAAUCUCCCUGAGGCUAUGACGCCAGAUCAUGCUGGGGCCUCGAGUGAUGCUAAUCAUUCACACAAUUCAAGUUUAGAUGAAACGCCACCUCGUGUGGAGGACGAAGAUAGUAAUAUGGACUCUUUCAAUAUAAGUGGUAUGUGUUCUGGAAGCGAGAGCAGCAACGGUAUGUUAUUCCCUCAGCCAAUUAUGAAGCCUGAUAUUGUAUUCUUUGGAGAAGGACUCCCUGACGAGUUUCACGACUGUAUAUCUUUGGACCAAAACAAUUGUGAUCUUCUCAUCGUGAUUGGAUCUUCCCUAAAAGUGCGACCAGUUGCUCACAUUCCAAACUCCAUACCACCACAAGUCCCUCAAAUCCUCAUCAACCGCGAGCCUCUUGACCACCUAACUUUUGACAUCGAACUUCUGGGAGACUGCGAUGUCAUCGUCAAUGAGCUCUGCCAUAGGCUUGGCCCCAGCUGGAAGAACGUCUGCAACAGUGACGUGAGGCUGUCUGAAAUAAGAGAUUUGCCGCCCAAGCCUGAAGACUUAACCUGCAGUCCCUCCGCUGCCUCAACCGAAAGCUCGGCGGCCGCCAGCGUCGCGUCGAGUGCUGCUGCUGCUGCCGUGCCUGCCGAGGCUCCUCAUCCCAAGGACGAGGAUGACAUCGAAGCUUUGCGCGCCUGCUGGGCUCCCAAAAUAAGGGAAAGCGUUGCUGCCCGACUUCCUGAGAAUGCCUACUUGUACAACGGCAACCACCGCUACGUAUUCAAAGGGGCUGAGGUAUUCUAUGAUCCCGAUGACGUUGAUGGAGAUGAAGUUAGUCAAUCUCAGGAAGAUGAUGAUGAUGACGACGACGAUGAUGCUGAAGAUGAUGAGCUGGUGGAUAAUGAUGAUAAUUCGUCCUCUCCUACUCGAGAGACUUCGUCUUCCUGUCUUGAGAGCGUCAAAGCUUCUGCCGUCUUCGCCGACUCUGAAUCUUCCAUUGCUUCAGCUAAGGAACAUCUGCCUCGCUUUGCUUGUUUGUCAGAAGAGAAUUGUGAAGCGGUGUCGCCUCACAGCUUAGACGAUGUUGUAGAAGCUGUUCAGGCUGUAGAAGAAGCAGAUCAGCAACUGCUCGAUGGUUCUUAUGAGACUAAAACUGAAUAUGAUGCACCACAAGCUCAGUGCUGUGACACAAGCAGUGCCAGUUGUAAGCUGCCAGCGGCUGCAGCUAGUACAAUAGAUGCUCCCUGCAGGCACGAAAUUGACUCUCUGCUCCCCACUUCUGCACAUGAAGAAGAUUGUGCUGAUAGCGACUGGAUGACGCUGCACGCCAGUUUAGCAGACACUCCAUCAUUCGUACCUGUGCAAGAUGUUGACUCGGGUAUGACCUCUAAUUCAGAUGUGCCAGUCGGACAUUCUGCUGGAGCAACAGCAAAACUUAACGAUAAAAUAGAACCUAUUUCAUGCUGCUUUGUUGCUCUUUGACUUUCUCUUCUGCUAGUCCAGUAGUUGUACUCUCUAAGGAAAUGCGUUUGUUGUGUCGUCCCUGCCUGGCUUGCUAUCAUUCUGCCUGCCGGUACUGUCACAGAUAAAGGUAGUUAUGACUAUUAGGUGUUUUGCCUUAUAAGUGCAAAUAACUUGGGAAUGAUUGAUGUCCUGCAGUUAGUGUAAAUAGAUGUUGCAACGCAAACUAUUUCUCGUUGAAGCAAAGUGAAUGAAUGCAAAGUACAGUUUGGAAGUGAAUGAAUUUGAGUACAGUUUCCCUAAUCUCACUGUAAAAAUAUUUGUGUAGAUGAUACUGCAAUAGUCUUAUAACAUGUCGGCGUGGUGCAAAGAAAGUACAAGUGUCCAGAAUAUUUCCUUAUUCUACAUCGUUGUCAGGACAUUGAGUUGCAGCGAUGACCUCUCAUCUGUUCCUUUCUCAAGUUUUUUUAUAGAAAAUUAAACUCGUGGGGUAUUUUUUUAGAUAAUUAAAUAUUAAAAAAGGAUAUUAUGACUUUGGUAUUAGAUAAAAGCUGUAAGCGAGACGAUUGCGAAUGGAAGCUCUAAUGUAUUUUUUUUUUUUGCCAAAAAUCGCAAGAUUUUUCAUAUAAUUGUCAUUUUUUCCUGCAACUGGCACGUAUGGUAAGGUGACGUUGGGUACUGAGCCGCGCUUUCCAUGUUUCUGUGGAAUGUUUUUAAUAGAAGAGUUUCCCUUGAUCUCUCCGAUGCAGUUGUUUCUUAACACGUCUGCGGCAAACUAUCUUAUUUACUGCAUAAUUGUUUGCAGAGAGCGCAUUUUCUGGUCGCAUUUUCUAUCUUUAUCGUUCUCAGUUUAUUGUUGUUACACUCUUACUGGCCUGAAGAUGUGAAGUUAGUAGUGAAAUAAAUGUGAAGCGUAAUUAUGUAAGGAUUGCGUACUCGAUUAACUUGAUUGACCUAGAGCAAGCUGACUGCUCCUAACUUUGUGUCACGCUUGCGAGAUAGAAAUACAAUUUUGGUUAUUGAUAGACGUUGUUGUUCUUACUUCUCAACAAGCAGUGCAAAAUCUUGGUUGACGUAAAGCUCUAGGAACUAAAGUUUUGUCUUAUUAUGGCGCUGCCAUCCCACUAUCUUCUUCAAAAUGCAAAGGAGAAUUACUCAUAUGUGAGCCGUACGUUUGCAGCGCUAAUGCAAUUGAUGUGUUCAUCUUAUUUUGGAUAUUUGAUUUCAUGUGGAUAUUCCAACAAGACUCCUGUUUUUCAUUGUUUUUUUUUAAUCUCUGGUUCCUUCUUCAAGUUCCUCUUUUGGAAAAUGAAUUGUUGUACUGUUGUCUGAUGAAAAUUACAGGUUAUUAUUCUCCCGUCUUAAUGCAGUGAUGUGUUAUCUGUAUCACGCAUGCCUGCCGGCGGGGUUAAACUAUUGAGUAAAGAGAAUUUCAAGGUUCACGCGUCGCGCUAGUUACUUGCCAUUGUUUGUCUACACUUCUUUGUUCUCUAGUUCGUCGUUAAUUUGUGUGAUAAAUAUUUAUGUGGAGACAGCAAUUUUUAUCUGUAUUACGAUCGAAAUUUAUAAAGAAUUGUUUAUUCGACCUUCGAGAUGAGCAUCGUCACGAGCUGGGGAUGCCUUUACAGUUGAUUCACUUUUUUUUGUCAUGGGAACCAUUAAAUUUUGGUGUUGCUUCAGAAAAUUCCUAAGUUGGAAAAUAUAAAGCACAAGGAGGGUGCAUAGCAGUACAAUUUUUUAUUUACUAGUUGCAAUAUAAUGAAUCAAAAGGAUUAGAAAUUUUUGUGACGAAUCAUUUGCUGUUAUUUUUUAGUUUUCUCCCUUGAUAUUCAGUACAUGUUGAAUUUUUUUCGCCUAUCUUCUUUUUGUGUAUUGGUUUUCGUAUUAUAAAAAUUCGCCAGAUUAUGUGCACAAAUGAACGGAGUGAUUACCGUCUUUCCCAAACAUGCGUUCCUCUCAAAUCUGUGCAGGAUAACACGAUGUCUCUGUUCGUUGCAAACGUCGGUCAUGUUAUACAGUACAGCCAAGUUCUUCCAUUUCAUAUCAUCUGGUUCAGCCUCUUCCGUUUCUGUGCUGGUAUUGUAUUCAGUAUUAAUGGUCUGUUCAGCCGUUAAUUCACAACCAUAUGACGCUGUUAUCCUUUUGCAUUUUCAUCAACUUCCACCAACUUAAGGUAUUCUGUUGACAGUAAUUGGCGCUUAAGAUGUUAUAACUUUUUAAUGCCUCGUUAGAAAAAGAAAAUGAUGCGUCAUUCAAGAAUUAGCAUUCAAGCGGCUCUUGAAUUUCUUUGUGCUACGAAUCCUCGCUGUAAAGAGCAAUAUAUGUCAUGUCAUGUCAUGUGUUCUGCCCGAGUUAUCGUCUCUUAUUAUUCGUUACAUUAUUUUUCAUGGUUGGACUAUGAGAAAAUCUCGGCAAUGUUGUCCUACAGAUCUAUUUUCAGUUCCAUCUGUUGCGCAGAGAUACGGUCGCUUGCCAUCGCUGGUGCUUUUGCGUGUCUUCCGUUGCGAUCUUGCAGGUUUUCGUGCUCGCCACGUCACAUCGGAAUACGAAUGAUUUCGGUGUAUUUUCAAUAUAAUGAUUUCCUUUCAUAAACCAUUCGGUGUGACUGAAUUACUCAUCGUUCGUUGCAGCUUGCUUGUGGACGUCAAAUUCACGUAUACAUUUGAGUGCGGGCUGUUGUCCUAACGCCGUGGUAGUUAGGCUACAUGCUGCGUUAGGCCAGGUUCAUACCAUACCGCCGGCAUGUUACAGUCACGGUCCAGUCUAAUAUUCUUUAUUGCAUUCUUAACCUACUUAUUUUUUUCCGUCCUAAAUUCUUCAUUGCAUUUCUUAUAUAGAAGCAGAAGCAUUCACACCACGGGCAUGACAGGUGCCUUGCACGGCUGAUGUGAAAACAUCUAUGGAAAUGCAUUAAAGAAUAUUGGAGUGGGCCGUUACUGGCAUGUGCCCGGCAGUGUGGCGUGAGUCAAAACUUGAAAUGUGGUCAUUGGGAUAUUACAUUUGAAAAGAGAUUGUUAACUACCUUGCAAUGGCUUUGUCGGGAUAUAAACUACCAUGAAUUUUGUAUUGAUGGCGGUAUUGUUGUAGUUUUUCCUCCCUUCAGGUAGCUUACGUCGGUUUGCCUACUUAUUUAAUUCUUACCACUACGACUGCCAUGAUAUUAGAGUUCUAUGAUUUCAACUCCACUCCAUCGUGCGAUGUUUCGGUCAUGGGGGCUUGGGAGAAUAGUUUUCCUUAUUUUUUCCGUCCUGAAUGAAAACUUUUCUCAAGGGCUUUGUGUCCUCUUUUGUACAGCGUAAACUCGAUUCUUAUGUUAAUUUAUUCGUAGCGUAGUACUUCAGAUAACAUUCUAGUUGGAUUUUUGUUACGUCUAACAAUGGCAUUAUUAGUUCAGUAGCAAUGUGUACUUUUAACCCUGGGUUGUGUCCUCAUGAUAUAUUCCAGCAAUGCCUGUUUUGAGCAUAUGGACUUUCAUACUUUUAUAGCUACGUUUCAACUCUCAUGGUGUUGCCAGAAGAUUUAACUGACGACCGAGUCAUUGUUUAUACGCUGUACAGAUUGUGAAUAAUAAUAGUGCGAUACCUGUUUUUGUACAGCUCACUUGAAUAGACGACAGAAGUUCUUUUCACUGUUGGUGAUAGCAUCUUAAGGCGGUUCCUCCAUCUGCUAUUUAUUGUUGGUGAAGCGUGUUGCUGUGACGGAGAUCUAAGCCGAGGUUAGUUACUCCAACGCAGUGCGAGCAUGGCUCCUGUUGGCUGCUUACGAGGAACUGAUAUCCCGGAGAUUGAAAAUACAGUGUACAUUCA
Molecule: messenger RNA, 6676 nt
Organism: Hyalella azteca
Lineage: Eukaryota; Metazoa; Arthropoda; Malacostraca; Amphipoda; Hyalellidae
Gene: Sirt1
Product: NAD-dependent protein deacetylase sirtuin-1
Exons: 10
Coding region: 57-2891 (944 amino acids)
Molecular function (GO): NAD+ binding
Source: RefSeq, a predicted model, not a curated record